This is a messenger RNA of Molossus molossus (Pallas's mastiff bat), 2195 nucleotides long. RefSeq names its product folylpolyglutamate synthase (gene FPGS). Bases 1 to 1785 code for a protein of 594 amino acids. The transcript has 15 exons. Gene Ontology annotation, cellular component: cytosol; mitochondrion; cytoplasm. Gene Ontology annotation, molecular function: ATP binding; tetrahydrofolylpolyglutamate synthase activity. NCBI's taxonomy places the organism in Eukaryota, Metazoa, Chordata, Mammalia, Chiroptera, Molossidae. Gene Ontology annotation, biological process: tetrahydrofolylpolyglutamate biosynthetic process. The record is from RefSeq and is a predicted model, not a curated record.
AUGUCGCGGGCGCGCGGCCGCCUGCGCGCGGCGCUCUUCCUGGCCGCGUUUUCUCCGCGUGGUGUUAAGAGCAGGGUCCCGGGAAGGCGAGGAUUGAGCGCGAGGCCCGCGCCGCAGGAGCCCGGCAUGGAGUAUCAGGAAGCUGUGCGCACACUAAACACCCUGCAGACCAACGCCAGCUACCUGGAGCAGGCGAAGCGCCAGCGGGGCGACCUUCAGACACAGCUGGAAGUCAUGAAGCUGUUCUUGGCACGGAGUGGGCUGCAGGUGGAGGACUUGGACCAGCUGAACGUCAUCCACAUCACUGGAACGAAGGGGAAGGGCUCCACCUGUGCCUUCACUGAACGCAUUCUCCGAGGCUAUGGUCUGAAGACGGGAUUCUUUAGCUCUCCCCACCUGGUGCAGGUGCGCGAGCGGAUCCGCAUCAAUGGGCAGCCCAUUAGCCCCCAGCUCUUCACCAAGCACUUCUGGCGCCUCUAUCAUCGGCUGGAGGAGACCAAGGCUCUGACGUGUUCCGCUCCACAGGACAGCAGCAGCUGUGGCUCCAUGCCCGGAUACUUCCGCUUCCUCACGCUCAUGGCUUUCCAUGUCUUCCUCCAAGAGAAGGUGGACCUGGCAGUGAUGGAAGUGGGUAUCGGUGGGGCUUACGACUGCACCAACAUCAUCAGAAAGCCUGUGGUAUGUGGGGUCUCCUCUCUUGGCAUCGACCACACCAGCCUUCUGGGGGACACGAUGGAGAAGAUAGCAUGGCAGAAAGGGGGCAUCUUUAAGAGUGGCGUCCCCGCCUUCACUGUGCCCCAGCCUGACGGUCCCCUGGCAGUGCUGAAGGAGCGUGCGGAGCAGGUCUCGUGUCCCCUCUAUCUGUGCCCGCCGCUGGAAGCCCUGGAGGAAGGGGGGCCACCACUGACCCUGAGCCUGCAGGGAGAGCACCAGCGGUCCAAUGCCGCGUUGGCCUUGCAGCUGGCCCGCAGCUGGCUGCAGCAAAAGGACCACCAAGGCACCGGGGAGCUGAAAGCGUCCAGGCCAGGCCUGCUGUGUCAGCUGCCUCUGGCACCCACGUUCCAGCCCACGUCCCACAUGCGGCACGGGCUUCAGGACACGGAGUGGCCGGGCCGCACGCAGAUACUGCGUCGCGGGCCCCUCACCUGGUACCUGGACGGCGCGCACACCUGCGGCAGCAUGCAGGCCUGCGUGCGCUGGUUCCUGCAGGCGCUGCGCCCCCAGAGGCCCAGCAGCGGGCCUGAGGUGCGCGUCUUGCUCUUCAACUCUACCGGUAACCGGGACUCCUCGGCCCUGCUGAAGCUGUUGCAGCCCUGCCAGUUUGACUAUGCUGUUUUCUGCCCUAACCUGACAGAGGUGUCAUCCAUGGACAAUGCAGACCAGCAGAACUUCUCAGUGACACUGGACCAGGUGUUGCUCCGUUGCUUGGAACACCAGCAGCAAUGGAGCCGCCUGGAUGAGGAGCAGGCCAGCCCAGACCUUUGGAGCACCAGCCCGGAGCCUGGUGGGCCCACAUCUCUGCUGCUGGCACCCUGUCCGCCCCACACCCACAGCACCAGCUCCCUCGUCUUCAGCUGCAUCUCCCAUGCUUUGCAGUGGAUCAGCCAGGGCCUGGACCCUGUCUUUCAGACAUCCAGUUCCCCACAGAACCUUCUUGCCCACCCUGUGGCAGACAGCGGGGCCAGCAUACUCCGUGAGGCUGCUGCCAUACACGUCCUGGUCACAGGAAGCCUGCACUUGGUGGGCGGUGUCCUGAAGCUGCUAGAGCCCUCCCUGUCCCAGUAGCCGAGGUGGUAGGGUUGGAGGUGGGGCCUCCCACACCUGCCCUGCGUCUCUCCAUGAACUAUAUUAGGUGCCUUUUGUUUUCUUCUUUCCUGAUUUUGUCUAGACUGGCCCAGGGGCCUGGGCUCCGGGCAAUGAAAUAGAUGGCUGGUGGGUGGGAGGUGGAGAUCAGACAUCCCGUCUCUGAGCCUGUGGUACCCUUGGCCUCUCCUUCCUCCCUGCUGAGACAGCCAGGGAGCUUCCCAGUCCUGUUGUAACAGGCCUGACAAAUCAGCCUAUCUCCCUCCCACCCAGACUGCUUCCUGGCCAGGCCUAGGGUCCUGCCACGUGAGGUCGAUCGAUUUUUCUCCCCUCAGUGGCCUUCUGGAAAAAGAGAGGGUCCCUGCUUGGGGCCCCCUGAGGACAGAGGGUGG